AACCAGUCCUUGUCUAUCAGGGUACCAUGGCCGGGUGUUAAUGGAUAUGCAAGCCGCAAUGACUCGAGGGGCUGGUAGUUGGUACAUCAUUGAUCCACAUGUAUUGUCUGGGCUCCGAACCAGCGGGGUUUUCCAUUGGGCGCUUGCUUGUAUCUCGCAAGGGAAAUGGUUUAUAUACACACGUUCCCCCCCGGCGCCAUCGCCGUAGCAUUCCUGUGGCCCUCUCCAGUCUUGGUGGUGGAAGGAAGGAUCCGGGCAGCUCUCAGGCAGAUAUCACGAAGCUAAGAACACCCGUACCCCCCUAUCGCCAUGCUGCACCAUCCGCGCCGUGGCCGUGGAUGGACUUCGACGUAGAUGAGAGUACAGUCGAGCCACUCUAUCCGGGCGGGUUGGCUUCUCCCUCUGAUCAUUGGAAAACAUACCCUCAAAAUUUGUUCGGGAACUGGACCCCAGAUCAAGUCCAGAGAAGCAAGAUGUUGACUGCCUGCUCAGAUUCCCAGCCUUGUUUGAUUCACAACGUGGAAGUGAAAGACGACGGGCACUUCGACAAAGCUGCCGGAGAAAGAACUAUAACCGUUACUGCUGACAGUGCUAGUUAUCAGGCAUUUUGGAACGAACUACAACAGCCUCGACCCGAGGGCAUUCGAAUUCGGGCGUUUUUCGUCGAUAAUUUGUCCCUGAAUGUUUUGAAGAUGCUGGGAACAACCUUCGAUAUCGAACCUUUUUUCUUCUCGUCCUCGACGAAUUGGAUACCUUCACGAUACCAAGAAGACGCCAAGGCUGAAUAUGGAGACCACAUAACCGUCACUCUCCCGUUCAUUUGCAGCAUGCGGAAGCCUGGUACUAGACCAGAGAGCAUCUCAUCUGUUGGGUCGGUUACCUCACAAAAGUUUGCGCCCGCAAUGCAUGAGGUUCUUGAGAUUAAUACCCAAGCGCCAUUAGAGCUAACUCACGAAAUUUUACUUCAAGAUCUUCUGGCUAUUCACAUGGUCCGGACAAGGGAUUCCAGCACUAUCAUUUCAUAUCACCCUAUAUCCAAUUUGAAGAAAACGUCCGCCAAGCGUCUCCAGUCCCUUGUGCAAAGAACUGGGGAUAGUGUAUAUUGGUCUAAGCUUUUUGCCAAGUCCAGAGAUCCAACAUUCGUCUUCCUCGCUAUACUUUGGUAUGCGCUUUAUGCGUGGGAUGAGGCUUUCGAAGCUUUAUACCGGCAUAUUAACAAGCUAGAAUCAAAAGUUUUAGGAACCAACGACAUCAACCUGACGCGCGAGUUGCACAAAGUGCAAGCAUAUCUGUUGCAUUAUCAACAACUUCUCCAGGACUUCCACAAGUCCGUCGACUUCGUAAGAAACUCUCCAAAUCCAGCGAUGGACUGCGAUAAAGACAAGGACAACUCCGCGGAGCUUCUGGCGAGGGAAGUGGAUAACUUGCUUUCCGAAAUAAACCGGUUAGAGGGUCAUAGAACCAUGCAGUCUGACCGUUUGAAGAACGUCAUGCAGCUGGCAUUUGCAACUGUAAAUAUCGAAGACAGCCGAGCCAUGAAAAGGCUCACGGAGGCAUCCAUGCGAGAUUCUGCUGCAAUGAAGCAGAUUUCUUACCUCACAAUGAUCUUCUUGCCUGCGAGCUUGAUAGCAAGUGUUUUCGGGAUGAACGUCGCGGAAAUCAAUCCAGGCACUCGUGAAACUCUUAGUCACUAUGCUGAGGCCACGGUCACACUGACUGUUCUGACCGCGUGGUUGGUGAUUGCUAUGCAAACAGAGAGUUCUUUCUGGCCGAGAGGUAGUCCGUGGUGGCGACGUCUAGUAUGGCCGAUAUGCUUUGUUGCCGGACGCGUCAGAGCAUCGUACUUGAGACACCGUCCCGCGGAUGAACAGCGACCCAUAGGUUUUAACGUUACGGUGUCACCCCCAGACCCUUAGCUGGACGUACAACAUUGCAUGACGUUUACGAGAGUGUAUGUAGUGUCCUUGCGGUUUUCAUGUACUUCGGGGUUGUCCGGUUGUUAGUGACCGGAAGAUAUU
Messenger RNA from Pisolithus orientalis, 2018 nucleotides. Its product is annotated as cora-like Mg2+ transporter protein-domain-containing protein. The transcript is spliced from 13 exons. The record is from RefSeq and is a predicted model, not a curated record. Gene Ontology annotation, molecular function: magnesium ion transmembrane transporter activity; cobalt ion binding; magnesium ion binding. Gene Ontology annotation, biological process: transmembrane transport; metal ion transport. Lineage: Eukaryota; Fungi; Basidiomycota; Agaricomycetes; Boletales; Pisolithaceae. The coding region runs from base 99 to 1916 and encodes 605 amino acids. Gene Ontology annotation, cellular component: membrane.